Stegastes partitus (bicolor damselfish) is the source of this 558-nucleotide messenger RNA. RefSeq names its product OX-2 membrane glycoprotein-like. The transcript has 2 exons. The annotation marks the transcript as partial. Gene Ontology annotation, cellular component: axon; neuronal cell body; cell surface. Gene Ontology annotation, molecular function: cell-cell adhesion mediator activity. NCBI's taxonomy places the organism in Eukaryota, Metazoa, Chordata, Actinopteri, Pomacentridae. The record is from RefSeq and is a predicted model, not a curated record. Gene Ontology annotation, biological process: negative regulation of neuroinflammatory response; heterotypic cell-cell adhesion.
UGUGUUUUCCUCCAUGCAGGUCAAACAGCAGUGAUAGAAACACAGCAGACUGUGGUGGCAGCAGCUGGAGGAGAGGCUCAGUUAAACUGUCAGCUCCUGCAAUCUAAAGAAGUCCUUGAAGUCACCUGGCAGAAAGUGUCACCUGGUGGAGAGAAGAGUUUAUCUUCUUCUCACAAAGUCCAUGGCACAAUAGUAAAUCCUGAGUUUAAAGAUAAAAUUGAGUUUAUAUAUACUGGACUGCAGAGCUGCUCCAUGAUUAUCAGGAACACCACAGAACAGGAUGAAGGCUGCUAUCGCUGCUUGUUCAUCACCUACUCUGGAGGCUCUCUGACAGCCACGACCUGCCUCCAAGUCUAUGAGCUGCAUGAACCCGUCCUCCGUGUCGGAGAAUCAGACUCUUUUGCAGAGUCACUUGUGUCGUGUUCAGCCACAGGUCGACCUGCUCCCACUGUGACACUGAACGUUGCACAGCAACACCUCCACUUCUCACACCACAACACCGUCAGUGUCAACAACAACAACGGUACAGUCACCGUCACCACGACAGCUGUGCUGUCA